Telopea speciosissima is the source of this 739-nucleotide messenger RNA. Its product is annotated as DNA-directed RNA polymerase II subunit 4-like. Gene Ontology annotation, cellular component: P-body; RNA polymerase II, core complex. Bases 76 to 492 code for a protein of 138 amino acids. The record is from RefSeq and is a predicted model, not a curated record. Gene Ontology annotation, molecular function: translation initiation factor binding; nucleotide binding. NCBI's taxonomy places the organism in Eukaryota, Viridiplantae, Streptophyta, Magnoliopsida, Proteales, Proteaceae. Gene Ontology annotation, biological process: nuclear-transcribed mRNA catabolic process, deadenylation-dependent decay; transcription initiation at RNA polymerase II promoter; mRNA export from nucleus in response to heat stress. The transcript is spliced from 7 exons.
UCCUUGCCUCGAAGACUCCUUAAGUCGGCAACUCGGCUUAACUUCAGGAAGCAUCUCUAGUGUUAAUUUCUCAAAAUGUCUGGUGAAGAGGAAGAAAAUGCUGCAGAACUCAAAAUUGGAGAUGAAUUUUUAAAGGCCAAGUGUUUAAUGAAUUGUGAAGUUGCACUUAUCCUUGAUCGGAAAUAUGAGCAGCUUCAGCAAAUGUCUGAUGAUCCUACAAAUCAAAUUUCUCAAGUAUUUGAAAAGUCAUUGCAGUAUGUGAAGCGCUUUAGCCGCUACAAAAAUCCUGAUGCUGUUAGGCAGGUUCGAGAAAUCCUUAGUAGAUACCAGUUGGCUGAGUUUGAGCUCUGUGUCCUUGGCAACCUUUACCCGGAAACUGUGGAGGAAGCUAUAGCUAUGGUGCCAUCUAUUAAGACCAGAGGACGAGGGCUCGAUGAUGAGGCAAUUGAAAAGAUGUUAAAUGACCUCUCUUUGAUUAAGAAAUUUGAGUAAUAGCCUCCCAAAUUUCUUCUACCAUCGUGGCCAUGUGGUAAAGAUACCACAUUAAUCUAACUUGCUGUAAACUUGUGUUCAUCUUAUCCACCAGUAUUUAGAGGAAUUGGUGUACCGUUAACAUAUCAAGAUGUCAGUAUUCUUCAACUGAUGGUCCCAGGUCAAGCACAUACCAUUGCCAGUGUAAAUUGGGUAUUGCAGAUCUUAAUGAGCCAAUGUCAUAUGGAAGCAUAGGAUUUUGAUCAAA